CGCGAGAGCUAGAGGCUCGCGUGAAGUGGUAGGCAGCCCCAGGAAGCGGGCAAAGUUUCGCCUCUGUGUCCGCUAGCUUCCGGCGGGAAGCCGGGACCCUGCGGAGCGGUCCGGCACCAUGUUUCUGACCGCUCUCCUACGCCGCAGUCGCAUUCCUGGAAGACAGUGGAUCGGGAAGCACCGGCGGCCGCGGACCGUGUCUUUCCAGGCAAGGCAGAACAUGACCCGUCGCCUGGAGAUCGAGGCGGAGAACCAUUACUGGCUGAGCAUGCCCUACCUCACCGCGGAGCAGGAGUACGGCCAUGCUGCAGUCCGCAGGGCAGAGGCCUUCGCGGCCAUCAAGGCAGCCAGCAUUUCCAAGUUUCCCCCGCAUAGAUUUCUUGCAAACCAGCUCAACCAUCUCAAUGUCACCAAGAAAUGGCCCUAACCCUGAGUCUCCACCCUUCGUUUUAUAGAUUGCAAGGCCCUCUCUUCACCUGAUCCCGGAAAUGAAAACCACUAGACAAAUGUGAGCUGCCGAACCAGAGUCUUAUUUUAAAGAAAGAAAAUGAGCGUAGUGGUCCGCAUGUAAAUCACUGUGGUAUUGUGUUUCAUGCUUCAGUCAAUUAGGGAAAUACCAGUGAUUUCCCGGGUCACAGAUGAUAUAAGACAUUUUGAACGAACGCUGCAGUAAAUCUACAAACUUUAUGGUGUGGGGUCUGUUCUUAAAGAUAGGAUACUUGAUGGGGGUUUGAAAAUGCAAUAUUGGUGUGUUUUAUCUUCUGUCAAAAUUAAGCUUAAACGGAAUUGUGAGCUUUUCCUUUAGACAUACUGCUGAAGUAGCAUUUUCUACUGGGAUUUGACUGCUAGAAGUGAACAUUGUGUGUGUGUUAACUGUUUAAUGAGAAAUUAGAAGUGAACAUUUAAAUGAAGUAAAAGGUAUUUUUCAGCACUGUUAAACGUGUAGCUGUGUUUUUAGAAAUAGCUUCGUUGAGAUUUAAUUCACAUACCAUACAGUUCACUAAUUGAAGCCGAUUGUUUUUUAAAAUAACUUUUUUCUGAAUGUAAUAAAAAUAGCUAAGCACUUUACAAGCGUUACCAACUAUGGCAACCCUAUGAGGUUGGGACUAUUUUGAUUUUAUCCUAGAGGAAACAUUAAGGAAAUUGUCCAAUGUAAUUCCGCUAGUAAGAGGAGGGACGUGGAUUGGAACUGCAGUUUGACCAGAUAUUAGUCGCUUUAUGUGUUUAAUAGAAAAUUUGUAAAAUAAAUGGAACAAAAAAGUGAUUCCAUCACCCAGAAAUAAUCCUCAUUCAUAUAUUUUCUUUUAGUCUUUUUAUAUACAUAUGCUUUUUAAAAGCAUACCGAGGUUAUAUGGGUAAGUAGAAUUUUGUACCUUCCUAAAACCUGUUGCCGUCGAGGCAAUUCCGAUUCAGCAACCCAACAGGACAGAGUAGACUGCCUCAGGGUUUCCAAGGAGCGACUGGUGGAUUCAAACUGCCAACCUUUUGGUUAGCAGCCGAGCCCUUAACCACUGCACCAUCAGGGCUCUACUAGUCUGCAAAAAUGGGCUCAAACAUAGCAAUGAUUGUGAGAACGGCACAUUUUGUUCUGUUAUGCAUACAGUGGCUGUGAGUUAAAGACCUCUCCAAGGCACCUAAGACUAAUGUAUGAGCACACUGAAUGUUCUUUCUGAUUAACAGAGAAUACCACGUUUGAUUCACAUUUACAUGAUUGACAUUUUAAUAUCUGUAACAGUAUGGGUAACUGGUCUAGGCAUUUUGGUUUUCUUUACUCAUUGCGCUUAACAAGGUACCUAACACAUAAUAGGCCUAAGCUGAACUACAUAGGUAAAUAUUUGUUGAAAGCUUUUCAUUACUCAUAGAAAUGUCUCUAAAAUUAAGGUGCAUGUGGGCAAUUUAAUAUUUCCAUACCUGGAAAUGGAGAUAGCUGAUGCUGCUUAGGAGAAAGGUAAAGGAGAGGGCCCAGGGAACCUGCGUAAAACCACAAGCGCUUCCUAUUGCUCUGAUUUCUAGAUAGCUCAAAAACUUCCUUAGACUUCGGAAUUUGAAAAAAUAAUAAUGGUUAACUUAAAUCUCGGAAGAUAUUUAAGAAACAAAAGGGUGCCAGUGAUAAAACCUCAGGUCUGAAGAAAUGGAAGAUGUCGUAGGGUUGUCUAGAGAAACAAAACCAGUGAGAUACAUAUAUUUAUGUUGUUAGGUGCCCUUGAGCUGGUUCGAUCACACAGCAACCCCAUGUUUAACAAUGAGACAUUGCCUGGUCCUGUGCUAUCACAAUCAUUGCUAUGUUUGACCCUGUUGUUGCAGUCACUGUGUCCAUCUUGUUGAGAGUCUUCAUCUUUUUCGCUGACCCUCUACCAGGAACGAUGUCAUUCUUCAGGGACUGGUCCUUCCUGAUAAGGUGUCCAAAGUAUGUGAAACAAUGUCUUGCCAUCCUCACUUCUAAGUAGCUUUCUGGCUGUACUUUCUUCCAAAAUGGAUUUUGUUCUUUGGCAGUCGAUGGUAUAGUCAGUAUUCUUCACCAGCACCAUAAUUCAGAAGCAUCAAUUCUUCAGUCUUCAUUGUCCAGCUUUCACAUGUAUAUGAGGCGAUUGAAAAUACCAUGGCUCAGGUCAGCCACACUUUAGUCAUCAAAAUUACGUCUUUGCUUUUGACGUUUUAAAGAGGUCUUUUGUAGCAGAUUUGGGCAAUGCAAUACAUCGGUUGAUUUCUUGACUGCUACUUCCAUGGGCAAUGAUUGUUGAUCCAAGUAAAAUGAAUCCUUGAUAACUGCAAUCUUUUCUCCAUUUAUCAAGUUGCUUAUUGGUCCAGCUGUGAGGAUUUUUGUUUUCUUUAUGUUGAGGUGUAGUCCAUACUGAAGGCUGUGGUGUUUGGUCUUCAUCAGUAAGUGCUUCAGGUCCUCUUCACUUUCAGCGAGCAAGGUUGUGUCAUCUGCAUAUCACUGGUUGUUAAUGUUUAGAGAGAGAGAGAUUUACUUAAAGGGAUUGGUUUAUAUGAUUGCAGCGUUGACAGGUCCAAAAUCCAUAUGUCAGGUGACAGGCUGGAGGCUCCUGGUGGCACACAAGAUUGGAGGAAGCUGACACGUCCAGAAUUCUUAGGUUUGUGUCCCAAAAUCUAUAGGUCAGGAGAUGGAAACUGCAGAAUGAAGAGACAGCAAGUUCUGCCAAAUUAGCUAUAUAUAGCCUGGCGGGAGAACACACCCUAGGGAAAUUUCUUUUGCAACUGAUCGAUUGGUUACAUUACAUUAGAUAACAUCAUAAAAGAUAAUUGCAUUACAUUAUGCUGGAUUACAUUAUGUAACAGCAACUAGUCUAUUGAUUGGCCAAGUGAUUGGGAACCAUAGUCUCACCAAGUUGACAUAAAAUUAGCCAUCAGAGAAGGCAAGUGAGAUUUGUGAGAAGACAGGCAUUUUGAUGUACAAUUUAAAAAGUCUUGCAACCUGUUAUCCCAACUUUAUGGAUUAGGAGCUGAAGCUCAGAAAUGUAAGAAACAUUCCUAAAGUCACACAGUUAAUAAAUGGUAAAGGUAGAUUUCAGGACCAGAUUUAUCAAAAAACAUUCAUUUUAAUAUAGUACAAUAAAACCAAAAAAAACCCAGUGCUGUUGAGUCGAUUCUGACUCACAGCGACCCUAUAGGACAGAGUAGAACUGCCCCAUAGAGUUUCCAAGGAGCACCUGACAGAUUUGAACUGCUGACCCUUUGGUUAGCAGCCAUAGCACUUAGCCACCAUGCCACCAGGGUUUCCUGUAGUAUAAUAAAAAAAAAAAAAAAAUAGCUGCUAUAAAUAAAGGCUUCCAGUUUUAGCCACUUCUUGGCCAAAGGAGUGCUGUUGUAAUUUUCAAAUUUUCGCUUGGAAACGCUACAACUGUUUCCAUCAUAGAGCUAUUAAUCUUUUUUUACCUCCAAGCAAAGGCUCAUUGCCACUCAGGACUGUUCAUAGUCACACAAGUAAUAAAAUGUGUCUGUCACCCUGUAUAUCAUGAAUAGUCUCUGGCAUUUAUAUGUAAUACAGCUCCUACUAUUGUUUCAUCCAGUGGUUAACUUCUCAAAUACGGAGGGUCUGUAAUGAAAACCCUGGUGGUGUAGUAGUUAAGAGCUACAGCUACUAACCAAAAGGUCAGCAGUUCGAACCCACCAGGCCCUCCUUGGAAACUCUAUGGGGCAGUUCUCCUCUGUCCUAUAGGGUUGCUAUGAGUGGAAGUUGACUUCACAGCAACGGGUUUGGGUUUUUUUGGGGGGUAUCAUGAGUCAGAGAAGUCAGUGGUAGUUCAGUGGUAGAAUUCUCCCCUUCCUUGCAGGAGACCUGGGUGCAAUUCCCAGCCAGUGCAACUCAAGCAUAGCCAUCACCCCAUCUGUCAUUGGAGGCUUCCAUGAAUAGGUUUCAGCAGAGCUUCCAAACCAAGAGACUAGGAAGAAUGGCCUGGCUAUGUACUUCCCAAAAAUCAGCCAUUGAAAACUCAGUGGAUCACAAUGGUCUGAUCUCAUUGUGCUUGGGGUUGCUGUAGGUCAAAGGCAGCUACAUCAUGGCAACGACAAGAUAAUGAGUCAGCCCUGCUGCUGUGGUUGUAUAGCUCAAGGAGUUUACUACCUCAUGAAAUAAAAUGCAUAAGUAAUAUAGCAUGAUGAUUACCAUCAUGGAAAUAAGUAUAUAUAAAUGACGGCAAUGGGUUUCUUUUUUUUUUUAAAUGUGUAAUACGAGUCCUGGGAAAAGGCAAUGUAUCAACCUGGUUUGUCCAGUCAGAAAAAGCUUCAGAAGAGGUGAUCUUUGAACACAUUUUUAGUUUAUCUGACAAGAAGGGGGUGAUGGAAAUUACAGGCAAAGGGAAUUGCCAGUAUUUAGUAUAGUUGCAAUAUAGAGAAAUGAUAGAAGAUGAGACUUGAGAGAUAGGCAGGGACCAGAACAUGAAAGGCCUUGUAUGUCACUUUUAAGUUUUUAUUUAACCACGUAAGUAAUGGGCGCUAUUGAAAAAGUUUAGUGGAAAGUGUAGAUGAUAGCAAGGGAAAUGGAAGAGAUGGGAAAUACAGAGUCCAGGUAGCUGUUGCGAUAAUCCACGUGAGGAUUGUGUUCGGAUGGUAGGGGUGGGAAACGUUCAAAGAAUGAGUAAGAGAAUUCACAGGCGUUCGUGACCAGGUGGAUGAGUCCUAAUUUUUUUGUGUAGUUGCCUAGAUGGAAGGUGCUUUAUGAUUUAACUAGGAUAUAGAAUCACCCUCAAUGACUUUGCUUCCCUUUCUCUCCAGUGUAUUCACUGGAAAAUCCCCUGGGUGAAAUCUACCAUUUGUCUUUCCUUGUUUGAAAUUCACACAACUAGGGUUAUUGGCUUCUCUUUAAGUUAGUAAUUGCAGAUCUCAAAUGGGAAGUCAAAACCGUUCAGCAGUGUUACCAUAUUUCUCUGAUUGGUGUAAUUUUCUAUUCGGUGAGAUAACUCUUACCUCAUCUUUUCCCCAGAAAUCUACUAUAUACACUCCUCCAUCAACACGCUUAGCCUCAUAUUUCAGUGAUAAAGUUGACGCCCACAGAUGUGAACUCCUUCAUUUUUGCAGCACCAGAUUUACUGUAUAUGCUCUCGUCUUUCCUUUAUUCAAGUCAAGGGUGUGUUCUCUUCAAGUGCCAGGCUGGAUCCCAGUUUGAAAUGAUUAAUUGUGCACUUGGGCUUACCUCUUCUCCCUUCCAAAACCUUGGUGAGAUUACAGUAAAAAUAAAUAAAUGUUUUUUUUGUUAUUAACCCUCAGGAAGAAAAAAAUGGAGUGAAAACAAUGUUCAAGAGAUUUCAAUGAAUAUUUUGGAAGAAAAACUGUGGUUAGAGGAACGUCUGGCAUAACAAAGGGAAGAAAGCUACAAUCUAAAUGUCUGUAGGAGGGAGGCAAAGAACCCCAAAAAAAGCUCAAAUGGGAGGCAAAGCUAGAGAGUAAUGCAAAAAUGAGAAAGAAAGAGUUUCAAAAUAUAGAACAAGAAAGGGAAGUGCCAGCACAAAUGUUUUGAAGUGACUCAGAAAUCAACAGGUCCAGACUGGAGCAGGAGGAUAAAGACUCAGGAAAGGAGGUGUCCAGGAAAAUAGUAGAAAUGAUGUGUUUGAGCAUAUGGAGAAUGUAAUUGAUAGACCUAUGGCAGAAAUGUUAAGAGCUCCUGCGAAAAAGAUCUUAGACGUAUGGAAAACCAGGCAGGUGAAAAUGAAAAGCAGUUAUUAACAGGAGGUAGAACAAUACGUUGUAUAAGAAAGAAGUUGUGAUAGUAGUACCUCGUUUCCCAGUGGUCUAAAACACUUGCUGGCCAUAAAAAUAUAAACACUGUUGACUUGAUCUUUAAAAUUGUGAUAGUUAUGUUGAGAUGAGGGAGAGGAAGUGAAAGAGGUGGCUGUAUGGAGAAGUUAAGUCAAGCUCUACCUUGGUGAGAAAUUCACAGAUAAGGCCUUGUGUCACAAAACAAUAAUUGUAUUAAUUGUUUAAUGAGAAACUGAUUUGUUCUGGAAACCUUCAUCUAAAGAACAAUAAAAAAAUAUAGAGGGGGACGGGGCCAAGACAGUGAAAUAGUCAGAUGCUUCCUGUCAUCCUUCUUACAACAAAGACCAAAAAAAAAAAAAAAAAAACAAGUGAA
Loxodonta africana (African savanna elephant) is the source of this 6589-nucleotide messenger RNA. It is a transcript of the gene MRPL57, whose product is annotated as mitochondrial ribosomal protein L57. Gene Ontology annotation, biological process: mitochondrial translation. The record is from RefSeq and is a predicted model, not a curated record. NCBI's taxonomy places the organism in Eukaryota, Metazoa, Chordata, Mammalia, Proboscidea, Elephantidae. Gene Ontology annotation, cellular component: mitochondrial ribosome. The transcript is spliced from 2 exons. Gene Ontology annotation, molecular function: structural constituent of ribosome. Bases 119 to 427 code for a protein of 102 amino acids.